Molecule: messenger RNA, 1575 nt
Organism: Saxophila tyrrhenica
Lineage: Eukaryota; Fungi; Ascomycota; Dothideomycetes; Mycosphaerellales; Extremaceae
Gene: GIT2
Product: glycerophosphoinositol permease
Exons: 4
Coding region: 1-1575 (524 amino acids)
Biological process (GO): transmembrane transport
Cellular component (GO): membrane
Molecular function (GO): transmembrane transporter activity
Source: RefSeq, a predicted model, not a curated record
AUGGACGACUCAAAGAUAUCCGCCCACGACUCCUCGUCCCCCACCAACACUAAAGACGCCGACAUCGAGGUCCCCCUCGUCGACCCCGAAAAGUCCACCUGGGAAAGAUUAUGGCCCGCCAUGGCCUGCGGCGCCGGCCUCUUCGUAAGUUCCUCCGGUAAAAAGGUCACCACUCGUCUCAAAAACCUUGCCCAAGACGUCGCGGACGCCGAGAACAUCUUCCCCAGUAUCCACGAAUACUUAAUCCACGCUAACCCUUUGUUUGUUUCGUCUGGACAGAGCGACGGCUACCUCCAAUCCGUCAUCGGCCCCGUCAACACCAUCCUCUCCACCCUCUACCCGGUGAAAUACGCGCAGAGCUCCGCGGUGUCGAACGUGACAUCGAUUGCUUUCGCGGGGACGGUGCUGGGGCAGUUGGUAUUUGGGUAUACGUCGGAUUCUUGGUCGAGGAAGUGGACGCUGUUGGUUUCGACGGUGAUUUUGAUUGUUUUUGCUGCGUUGGGGGCGGGCAGUUAUGGGGCGGGGGGGAGUGUAAGCGGGUUGUUGGCGGCGUUGACUGCUUAUCGGUUUUUGCUUGGGAUUGGGAUCGGGUUCGUCCUCUUCACCAACGUCCAAAUCGACUUCGGCUUCGUCGCCGGAACGCUGGUCGGUUGCAUCGUCACGGCCAUUGCUCCGCACCACCUGCACGCCGUAUGGCGCAUCUGUCUCGGCCUGGGCGUGAUUCCGCCGCUGUCGCUUUUAUACCUCCGGAUUAAGCUGAAGGAGCCGGAGGCGUUCUCGAGGGAGAAGUUUGAGAAGAAGGUGCCGUAUUGGCUCGCGCUCAAAUUCUACGGGCCCCGGCUCGCGGUUGUCUGUGUCAUCUGGUUCAUCUACGACUUCCUCACAUACCCCUUCUCAAUCUUCUCCUCCUCCUGGCUCGACACCAUCGCCCCGGACCGCGACCUCUGGCAAAACUUCGGCUGGUCCACCGUAAUCAACUGCUUCUACCUCCCCGGCGCCAUCGCAGGCGCCUUCCUCUCCGACCGCCUCGGCCCCCGUCUCGCCCUCUCCGUCUUCGUCGCCGCGCAAGGCAUCGUCGGCUUCAUCAUGAGCGGCUGCUACCCGUGGCUCAAACUGCCCGAGAACGUCGGGGGCUUCGUCGUCGUGUACGGCAUCUUCUUGUCGUUGGGCGAAAUGGGGCCGGGGGACAACAUCGGUCUCGUCGCCGCGAAAUCGUGCGCCACGGGGAUCAGGGGGAAAUACUACGCCAUCGCCGCCGCGUGCGGGAAGGUGGGCGGGUUCGUGGGGAACUACAUCUUCCCGUACAUUAUCGCCGAUGGUGGAGGCACGGAUAGCGUGAAGGGAGGGCAGUAUCCGUUUUAUGUGGCGAGUAGUCUGUGUUUGCUCAGUGCGUGUAUCGUGUGGUUGUUGCCGCGGAUCGAUCAGGAUACGAUUGAGAAGGAGGAUAGGCGGUUCAGGGCGUAUUUGGUGGAGAACGGGUGGGAUGUGAGUACGAUGGGGGAUGAGGGAUGGAGGGAGAAGAGGAGGGCGAGUUUGGCUGCGCAGGGGAUGGAGGGGAAAGAGAAGGAGUAUUGA